This is a messenger RNA of Drosophila ficusphila, 573 nucleotides long. RefSeq names its product trypsin-1-like. NCBI's taxonomy places the organism in Eukaryota, Metazoa, Arthropoda, Insecta, Diptera, Drosophilidae. Gene Ontology annotation, biological process: proteolysis. The coding region runs from base 1 to 573 and encodes 190 amino acids. The transcript is spliced from 2 exons. The record is from RefSeq and is a predicted model, not a curated record. Gene Ontology annotation, molecular function: serine-type endopeptidase activity.
AUGCUCCAGAAUGGAUUUGCGGCGGGACCGGAUUUCUUUGUUUCUCUGGGUGCUCGCAAUAAAAAUGAUGGUCGUGUUUAUAAAAUCAUUAGAGACAUAAAUCAUCCCGAUUACAAUGUUACGACAGAAAAUAAUGAUAUAGCUCUACUCGAGCUAAAUGAAACGAUUGUCUUUAAUGAGAAAAUAAAACCAGCCUGCCUGGCGACAUCGGAUGUUGCGGAUCACGAAACGCUAACCGUUUCCGGAUGGGGAUAUCUGAAAGACAGUUCCAAAAAGCUGCCUGAUGAGCUACAAAAGGCAGAAGUACGGGUCCUGGACAUUUCAGGCUGUUCCAAGGCAAACAAAAAAAUGCACAUUUGCGCCGGCGGAGUGAACAACAUAAGCGACGCCUGCCACGGAGAUUCCGGAGGACCACUGGCCAAGUGGCAUCCAAAGUGGGGCAGUUGCUUGGGUCAAGUAUUUGGGAUUGUAUCAAGUGGCGGAGUGUGUGGUUCCGAACAUCCAAGAACAAAGUACACUAAUGUCUUUAACUACGUGGAGUGGAUUGAAAGCAUUGUUUGGAAAGAAAAUUAG